UGAUACUGCCUGUCCUCGCAUACCGCGACGAUUUACACAGCGGCAAGAUGCCAGUCGUCAAAGGAGGUGUUUGGACAAACAUUGAAGAUGAGAUCCUUAAAGCAUCUGUCUCCAAAUAUGGCCUGAACCAGUGGGCUCGAGUUUCGUCGUUACUUGCACGGAAGACCCCGAAACAGUGCAAGGCGAGAUGGACAGAAUGGCUGGACCCAGGCAUUCGCAAGAUCGAGUGGUCCAAAGAAGAGGAUGAGAAGUUGUUACACCUGGCGAAGUUGAUGCCGACGCAAUGGCGGACGAUUGCACCCAUCGUUGGAAGAACGGCCACCCAGUGCCUCGAGCGCUACCAGAAACUCCUCGACGAAGCAGAAGCCCGUGAGAACGAUGAGUUGGGCCUUGGGGGUCCAGAAGGUGGGGAAACCGCAGCUCCAACGGGUGAUCAGGUUCGAAAACUGCGCCCUGGUGAGCUUGAUCCUGAUCCGGAAUCCAAGCCUGCGCGGCCGGACACUAUCGAUUUAGAUGAGGACGAGAAAGAAAUGCUCAGCGAGGCCCGUGCCCGUCUGGCGAACACACAAGGAAAGAAAGCGAAGCGCAAAGCACGCGAGCGACAACUCGAGGAGUCACGGAGGCUUGCCGUGCUGCAGAAGCGCCGAGAGCUAAAAAAUGCCGGUAUCAAUAUCAAGAUCACAACCCGGAAGAAGGGCCAGAUGGACUACAACGCAGAUAUUCCGUUCGAAAAGCAGGCUGCAGCUGGCUUUUACGACACGCAAGAGGAGCUGGCCAAAAAUGAGCGCGAACGGGAACUGUUUGACCCGCGCAAGCAACAGCUAGCACGAAAGAGACAGGGAGAUCCUGAAGACAAUUUCGAUCCCAAACGACAAAAACAUGACAAAGACAAAUCUUCGUCUGCAACGGCUGCUGCCGCUGCAAGAGCGGGACAAAUGCAACGACUGCGGGAGGCCGAGCAACAGAGCAAGCGAAGAGCUCUGAACCUGCCUGCGCCCCAAGUCAGCGAGAGCGAGCUGGAAGAAAUCGUCAAGAUGGGGAUGGCAGGCGAGAAGGCGGUGAGAGCAGCUGGGCAGGAGGAUGGAGACGAACGAGGCCUUGUAUCCAACUAUGCGAAUAUAGUCGGAGCUACACCUAUUCGAACCCCUCGAGCACCCGCGGAAGAAGACCAUAUUGCCAAUGAAAUUAGAAACAUCAGAGCACUCACCGAAACGCAGUCGUCUUUACUGGGUGGGGAGAAUACUCCGUUGCAUGAGGGCAGCAGCUCCACAGGAUUUGAUGGAGUUGCGCCUCGAAGACAGCAAAUGGUGACACCCAAUCCGAUGGCGACGCCUUUGCGCCAAGCUGAGAGUGCAGGACAAUAUCCCGGUGCCACUCCGUUGCGCACACCACGCGACAAUCUGACGAUCAAUGAAAGAGGCGAACGACAGCUUGUUGUGCAAACUCCACGGGAUAUGCGACUAGCCGAGAAUGCUGCAAGACAAUCUCUCAGAGCGAAGCUGUCAUCUCUACCAAAACCUAAGGAGACAGAAUGGGAACUGGAGGUUUUACCAUCAGAACAGGAAGAGGCCAUGGGCGGCGUUGCUGUAGACAGGGAAGAUCAAGAUGAAAUCGACAGGCGCGAGCGUCAAGCGCGAGAAGCAGCAGCAGCAGCAGAGUUCAGACGACAGACCCAAGUUUAUCAACGAGCUCUGCCACGACCCACCUCCAUUGACUACAAUGCCCUCGCUUCGGAAGCGACAUCCAUAACCGAUCCAAUCCGCGCAAUGAUCGCGCAAGAGGCUGCUCUGCUCAUGGCAAAUGACGCUCGCAAGUUCCCUCUUCCUGGCUCAAGGGUAGUCGGCAAACCUCCUCAGCUAGCAUCGCUGUCCGAUGAGUUGCUAGAGAAAGCUCGUCAGCAGUUAAAAGCUACGUUCAAUGAGACAGACCGACAAGCUUACAUCGCCGCUGUGGAAGGCCUCGCCAGCUCGGAGAGAGAAAGGAACGCUUUGCCGCUAAAAUUCACCGCAAAUACAACCGCGGAAGAAUACUUGGCUGCGUUUAAAUCCGCACAACAAAGCCUUCUAUCUGCCGCAGAGGCAGGCAAUAAACUCGAGAAGAAGUUAUCAUUGCACUUGGGCGGGUAUCAGGCGCGGCAAAAGACCCUCAAGCAGAAGAUCGCCACAGUCUAUGAACAGAUUGAGGAGCAGAGGGCGCAACUCGAUGGUUUUAGGACCUUGCAGAUUGGGGAAGAGGGUGCAUUGGCAAGGAGGUUGGAGAGGCUCAGGGAUGAAGUGAACUUUGUGAUGAGGAGGGAGAGGGAAGCACAGGAGGAGUAUCGUGAGUUGAAGGAGCGAAGUGAUGGCGUCAACGGUGUCAACGGCCAUUCAUGAGAGAGGCAUAUGCCAUUGUUCGUGUCGAGGUCGGCGACAUUGCAACUACAUUGUUAUCUCACGGAUCCUCAUUCUUAGUUGAUCCAGCCUUCAUGGCCUAUUUGGCUCUGAUCCAGAUCGAAUGUCAGAAACAAAUUGCGCACAGUCUGCCAGACCAUUCUCACUCCUAUCACCCGCUCUUACAAUUUACUAACCGUGCCCUCUUGGGUAACCACUGCCGCAAUCCUCUACCAUCACAAGGUUUUCUGCCUUACCACACACACAAUGCAGCCUCUCACGACAACCAAAAAACCUAACUGCCGACACAAACUGCAAAAACUGAACCCAGGUCAGAAACGCCGCAACCCGGUACUCGAAGUACCUAG
Molecule: messenger RNA, 2737 nt
Organism: Cladophialophora immunda
Lineage: Eukaryota; Fungi; Ascomycota; Eurotiomycetes; Chaetothyriales; Herpotrichiellaceae
Product: pre-mRNA-splicing factor cef1
Exons: 1
Coding region: 48-2372 (774 amino acids)
Biological process (GO): mRNA splicing, via spliceosome
Cellular component (GO): Prp19 complex; spliceosomal complex
Source: RefSeq, a predicted model, not a curated record